Oenanthe melanoleuca is the source of this 2460-nucleotide messenger RNA. RefSeq names its product V-set domain containing T-cell activation inhibitor 1-like. The coding region runs from base 384 to 920 and encodes 178 amino acids. NCBI's taxonomy places the organism in Eukaryota, Metazoa, Chordata, Aves, Passeriformes, Muscicapidae. The record is from RefSeq and is a predicted model, not a curated record. The transcript is spliced from 7 exons.
AACGUGCUAUUCUGAGAGCUGACACUAAUUCCAUUUUUUCCUCAGCUUGCUGGAGAACCAACCCCCAAUUUCUGAGUCACACUCACAUCCUCUGCUCCAGCACUUCCUCAUUCACAGCAGCAGCUCCUUGCAGCAGCACGUUUGGGUCUCAGCACAUGCAGAGGGAGCACAGAGAUUCCACACAGCCUUCCCUCCCUCUCAGGACAAGGAGCCUGGAGAGCACUGCCUCCUUUGGAAACUGGGCAUUCCAAAGAGCAAAGUGACAGUCCAGGUGCUGGGACAUGCCCAUGACUGAGAUUUGGUUCAACAGAGACACAGGCAGCAGCUGAAGUGUCUGGUGAAGCUCCUGACAGGACAGAUUCCAAGGGCUGGGAGGCACAGAAAUGAAAUGGGAGACUGCUCUCUGGAUGGUUGCCUGCUCACUGCUUGCCUCUCUGCCCAGAGGCCAGCUGGACACCACCUGCCAUGCAUUUGUUGGAGAAACUGUGGUCUUGCCCUGCUCCACCAGCCCUCCUGUAGAGCCAAACAAGUCAAUGGUCUACUGGCAGAUUGGCACCAGGCAGGUGGUGCACUUCUCUAAGAAUGGGCAGGACUCACCCAAGGACCAGGACAAAAAAUUCCGGGGCAGAACCAGUCUUUUUCCAGACCAGAUGAAGUAUGGCAACUUUUCCUUAAAGCUCUCCAAUGUCCAGUUAGGGGAUGGUGCUGAAUAUUCCUGCAUCUACAGACAGACUGAGAGCCACCAAACAAAGAAAUCUACAAUUAAACUCAAUGUAUCAGCUCCACCUACGAUUGAGGACCCACCUUCCCCUUCUGAGCAGAAUCAGAUCCCCUCUGGAAGCCCCAUGGAUGGGCCAUGUCUGGCUCUGCUUCCCCUCUCCUUCCUCCUCCUGCUCCCCCUGGGGCUUUGGCACUUGUGACAGGGGAAGCCAGCCUUGAAUUUGGGAAGUUCUCCUCCCCAGGGGACCUUUCUGGGCAGGCCAGGUGUGUGGGGUCAGUGUGACACCUGCCCCAGAGCUGGAAAAAGCACCAAGAGCUGAGAACAGAACAAACUGGGUGUUUCCAUCCCACAUCCUGGUGUUCCACAAAACCAAGGGCAGCAAAACUCUGAGGUGGCAAAUCUGCUCUGCUCCUUGGAGCCCAGCUUUAGUGCUGCCAGGAUGUACAGUUUGUUUUGGAUUGUGUGGGUUGGCUUUAAUGACAGGAUAAAAGGCUCACAAAACUCAGAUUACAGCUGAUGCUGGUGAGAUCUCAUCUGCUGUCCUUCAAGACAACUGAAAGGAGCAGUGGGGGCAGCUGUGUCAGACAAAAACUGGAAGUAGGAAGAUGCUCCCAUUUAGUGAAAUGUAAAGAUGGAAACUUUGUGAAACUUCAUUAUGUGGAACUUCAGCUUCUGUUUUCACUCCUAAGUGUCACUGGCUAUCAGUAGGAACCCUUUUUUUUCCACAAAAAAUGUAGUAUUUCUUCAGCAGAAGGGUGAAACUCACUGAGAAAGAGGGUAGAAGUUCAAAAAAUAUCCACAUAGAGGAAGGAAGUGAUGUAUUACUACAAAAUCCACUGCUAAAUAAGAAAAAAAAAAAAAAAUCUGAAGGCUGAAUUCAGUAUUAUCUCUUUUUUUUGUCAUGAAAUAUGGCAAAGUUAUAUUCUUAAGCUGGAACUGUGCAAUGAGAAAUCCUUACUGUGACAACAUUACUCCUUUAAAAACAGUACCUUUGGAGGGGAAAAAAUACUUUAAAACUCCUCAGAAUUAUUGUAACUGAUACCUAUGCAAACCAAAUGGGUUUAUUUCUGGAAAUGUUCAAUUCAGGUAGCAGAGGUGUCCUGUGCAAAACUUGGGUGCUGCAUACAAACAAUGUUGAGGAAGUGCAGAAAUUUGGUUUUUUUUUGAGGCCAGAACUGCAACUACCCUGUUUCACAACCAAAAAGCAUCCAGAGAGCAGAACUGGUCACCAGCAGUGGCUGAACACAUCCCUGCUGCUGAGGGAGGAGCAGGGGGAAUGACUCACAAGGAUGCACAAAGUCACUUCCAGAUGGAACAGUGGCACCUUUUUUGGUUUUUGGUUGGGGUUUUUGUUUUUUUUUUUUUUUUUCCAAUGGAGAGACAAGAUUGUUUUCACAAGGAAGGGACAGAAUAAAUCAGCUUAAAAUGGAUGUAAAGGAGACAGUUCCUUUGAAUUUUUUAACUAAAGGCCCUUUCCCCAUGGUGGGAAGGAGAAACAAAAUCCCACACAGCCUGUGCUGGUGCUGAUGGAAGCUCAGCUGAUAUUUGGCUGUCCUGAUACAGAGCAGCCCAGUGGAACAGCUGGGGUCCAACUGCACAGAGAUUUGACUGUAAGAAUUGUACACACUGUGACUGUCUUUUUGUGUCCCACCCUCCAAAUGUUUGUCUCAGAUUUUGUGUAUUUUUCAAGACACAAUUUGAUUACAAAUAAACACCUGAAAUAAAACCAAAAACCCUGA